GCAGUCAGUUGUAAAGGGCAACAUAGCAUCUCAUAUACGUUAUCCAGAAACCAAACUGUGGUGGUAGAGUAUACUCAUGACAAGGACACAGACAUGUUUCAGAUUGGAAGGUCCACAGAGAACCCUAUUGACUUUGUGGUGACGGACACUGUUUCUGGUAGCCAGAGUAAUGAUGAGAUGCAAAUUACUCAAAGUACAAUCUCUAGAUUUGCGUGUAGGAUAGUUUGUGACAGAAAUGCACCGUACACUGCUCGGAUUUAUGCCGCAGGAUUCGAUUCAUCAAAAAAUAUAUUCCUUGGAGAAAAAGCUGCUAAAUGGAAAAAUCCUGAUGGCCACAUGGAUGGGUUAACAACUAAUGGAGUAUUAGUGAUGCAUCCUAGGGGAGGCUUUACAGAAGAAUCCAAGCCUGGGAUAUGGCGGGAAAUUUCUGUUUGUGGAGAUGUGUAUACUCUAAGGGAAACAAGAUCAGCGCAGCAAAGAGGAAAACUGGUGGACAAUGAAACCAAUGUUCUUCAGGAUGGCUCACUUGUUGAUCUUUGUGGAGCAACACUUCUGUGGAGAACAGCAGAUGGCUUGUUCCAUACUCCAACCCAAAAGCACAUUGAGGCUCUUCGACAGGAGAUAAAUGCUGCGAGACCUCAGUGUCCAGUUGGGCUUAACACUCUAGCAUUUCCCAGCAUUAAUCGAAAAGAUAUUGUGGAAGAGAAACAGCCCUGGGCUUACCUCAGCUGUGGUCAUGUCCAUGGUUACCACAACUGGGGCCAUCGUAGUGACACAGAAGCCAAUGAGCGAGAAUGUCCUAUGUGCAGAACCAUCGGACCAUAUGUGCCUCUUUGGCUAGGCUGUGAAGCUGGAUUUUAUGUGGAUGCAGGACCUUCUACACAUACAUUUAACCCAUGCGGACAUGUGUGCUCUGAGAAAACAGCAAAAUAUUGGUCUCAAAUUCCAUUACCCCAUGGUACUCAUGCAUUCCAUGCAGCAUGUCCUUUCUGUGCUAUACAACUUAAUGGAGAGCAAGGCAUCAUUAAACUAAUUUUCCAAGGACCAAUUGACUGAUGAAGAUUUGAACAAGGGCAAAAAAAAACUCUUUUGGGAAAUACUGUGAAAAUAAUCUGCUACUGUAGCUGGAUGCCCACUUGGCGGAUGAUUGACAUAAUUAUUUUUGGAGGAAUUGGGAGGGCAAGCAGGUUGGUGUGGGAUACAGUUAAUUGUGAUGUGGAUAAUAAUGAUUAAUAAAUGUUUUACGGGUGCAGAAUUUGGAGAGCCAUUCGUAAAAGCUACAGCUGAAAAAAUAAAAGUUACCCUUUUGCUCUAACCUAUUUUGCUACAGUGUGCCCUUUGUAUAGUUUUAUAAUUUAUAUGAUUUUAAUAUAUUGCGUGUAUAUUGAAUGACUUGUCUCGGUGAAGCUGUAAAUCAUUUUAUGGCUUUUGCGUAAACUUGGCAGUAAAGUAUUUACUUAUUUAGAUUUGCUCUCUUUUAGCAAGAAUGUAUAGCGCUGAUCUGCUCAUUAACUAUAAUUUGAUUUCAUUUCUCAGGUGUGCAGAUAAAUGAUUAGCUAAGCUCUGCACCAGAGAUCAGUGGCAAGGUGGAUAUUUGUCAUAAUACUGAAGUAUUCUUCAAAAGCUUUGCACAUCUUUUGCAGUAAUGUUUCUGAAAUUCAAUGCAAUAUUGUACUUUGAAAUUAUUCUAAUUUUUGAAUGAUGAAAUGAGCUGUGAUGCCCUAUCCGCACGUCAAAGAAAAAUUUGUUACAAUUUAAUUGAAACUGAAUGAAUAUUUGUUUUAGUCUUGUUUUACAAUUAUUUUUCCAUUUGAAUUGCAUCUUCAGUGUGCCAUUAAAUACUACAUGAAAUACCAAUAAUUGCUGCAGAUUCCAGUCUGUUGCCUCUCAGCUGUGUACUGUUCAGUUCUGCUGUAUAAUGCGUUACCAGUUUCAAGUACAAUGUUUACAUAAUUUCCAGUAACAAUUCUGAUGCAGCUUUUAUUGAUUAUCAUUGUACAAACGAGCAAAGUAGCAGCAUGAAUGUUAACAGUAACAGCUGUGGACAUACCUCCUGGAAAAUUGUGGUAAAUUGAACUAUUUGCAGAGUUUAAUCUAUAAUUUAAAAUAGUUGACAGCUAACCUAUUAAUAAUGCAAACAUAACAUUUAUGAAUCUUUCCUUUUUCAAGAUUAUUUUGUAAUUUUUUUUGAGAGGGUAUAUAAAUUAAUAUGUAAGAAAGUUCUGAUGCAAUUUUGUUUAAUGCUGGCUCCUUUAAAUUGAGUGAAAAUAAUCAUGGUAAACACAAAAUUAUUGCUUCAGGAUCCAAAAAAUAUGCAGUUCUCAUUCUCACUAUUUAUUUUGUCAUGACUUUUGAGGAAACCCUAAAAAAGUGUUGUCAUCACAAAAGUUUUGGAUGAAACAGAACUUCUUUAACCAGUCUCAAAACAGAUGCACGCCUAAUUUAAUUUAUAAAACUAGUUUGAUGUAUAUGAUGCUUGCAACUGUUUCAUUGAGGUCUAGUUACAGGUUUGCAUAUCUGGUUUGUUAUAUGCAAUUGUACUGUUUAUUUGCUUAUUAUGUACAGAAUAAUUUUGAAUUGAGUAACGAGCUUCUUACCAUGGUGCUAUCCAUGUUUUAUUGCAUUUUCUUGAUUUAAAUGUAAAUUAAAGUCGAGUGACAAGAUUUUGCCCAUUAGAUUCAUAUAUUUUAAUCUUGUACUAUCACUGGUACUUUUCACUGCAAGUGAUUUUAUUUUUCUUCAGUCCAAUUAAGAUUAAUAUAUUUACUCUCCAUGUUAUAUUUUAUAACACUGUUGGUUGUAUAUAAUUUAGCUGUUACCAUUUUCAAAGGAAAUACACAAGAUACUAAAAGGUUUGACCUGUAUUUAUUGCUAAUAUGCAUAUAGAAAGAUUAGCUCCAUUAUUACUAAUGAAGUUAUUAUAGUGAGGCGUUGAGUACUGAACAAUACCAUGAUAACUCUUGCUGGCAAAAUUUCAGCAAAUACAGUAUUACACAAUAAUCAAGUUUCUUUAAAAAAUGGGGAAAAAGUUGUAGUUAAUUUUUAUCACUAACGUGCAUAAACAUCAACCUUGUCACAUGACUGGAGCUAAUUCCCAUCUGUUGUAACUUCUUUGUUAAUUUAAUGUCAGUAAAGACAUGGCCUUUUUGAUCAUUUAACCUACCAGUGUUAAUUUCUAUACAUACAGAAUGAAAAGCUUUCUGUUUAAAUUAUCUGAAUUUUGCCUCUCAAGGUGUGUGCACAUUGAGAUUUCUCUAGUUAAAAUACAAUAGCUUUACUUAAGUUUGGUUUGGAAAGAAUUUUGUUGGUGCCUAAGAUGCAAACUGAUUUUUUGUGAUGUAUUAUCACAUGCUAAUAAAGGCUUUUUUCAGAAACAGUUAUGCAUUGGAUGUAA
Molecule: messenger RNA, 3394 nt
Organism: Rhincodon typus (whale shark)
Lineage: Eukaryota; Metazoa; Chordata; Chondrichthyes; Orectolobiformes; Rhincodontidae
Product: E3 ubiquitin-protein ligase pellino homolog 2
Exons: 4
Coding region: 94-1056 (320 amino acids)
Biological process (GO): regulation of Toll signaling pathway; protein polyubiquitination
Molecular function (GO): ubiquitin protein ligase activity; protein binding
Source: RefSeq, a predicted model, not a curated record